This is a messenger RNA of Equus quagga, 1613 nucleotides long. It is a transcript of the gene ITM2A, whose product is annotated as integral membrane protein 2A. Bases 136 to 927 code for a protein of 263 amino acids. Gene Ontology annotation, biological process: negative regulation of amyloid precursor protein biosynthetic process. Gene Ontology annotation, cellular component: plasma membrane; Golgi apparatus; extracellular exosome. NCBI's taxonomy places the organism in Eukaryota, Metazoa, Chordata, Mammalia, Perissodactyla, Equidae. The record is from RefSeq and is a predicted model, not a curated record. Gene Ontology annotation, molecular function: amyloid-beta binding. The transcript has 6 exons.
UGGGCUUGCAGAAGCGUAAGGCAGACGGGGGAGAAAGUAGGUGCUGCUAGGGCCAGCGUGAUCGUCUCCUUUUCCAACCUGCAGCCCAGGACGCUGAUUCGAGCCGCGCCUUACCGCGCAGCCCGAAGAUUCACCAUGGUGAAAAUUGCAUUCAAUACACCCACGGCGGUGCAAAAAGAGGAGGCGCGGCAAGACGUGGAGGCCCUCGUAAGCCGCACGGUCCGAGCUCAGAUCCUGACCGGCAAGGAGCUCCGAGUUGCCACCCAGGAAAAAGAGGGUUCCUCUGGGAGAUGCAUGCUUACUCUCUUAGGCCUUUCAUUCAUCUUGGCAGGACUUAUUGUUGGUGGAGCCUGCAUUUACAAGUACUUCAUGCCCAAGAAUACCAUCUACCAUGGAGAGAUGUGCUUUUUUGAUUCUGAGGACCCUGCAAAUUCCCUUCGAGGUGGAGAACCCUACUUUCUGCCUGUGACCGAGGAGGCUGACAUUCGUGAGGAUGACAACAUUGCAAUCAUUGAUGUGCCUGUCCCUAGUUUCUCUGACAGUGACCCUGCAGCAAUUAUUCAUGACUUCGAAAAGGGCAUGACUGCCUACCUGGAUUUGGUGCUGGGAAACUGCUAUCUGAUGCCCCUCAAUACCUCCAUUGUUAUGCCUCCAAAGAAUCUGGUGGAGCUCUUUGGCAAACUGGCAAGAGGCAGAUACCUGCCUCACACUUAUGUGGUCCGUGAAGACCUGGUUGCUGUGGAGGAGAUUCGUGAUGUUAGUAACCUUGGCAUUUUUAUUUACCAACUUUGCAACAACCGCAAGUCCUUCCGCCUUCGUCGACGAGACCUCUUGCUGGGUUUCAACAAACGUGCCAUUGAUAAAUGCUGGAAGAUUAGACACUUCCCCAACGAAUUUAUUGUUGAGACCAAGAUCUGUCAAGAGUGAGAGGCAACAGAAAGAGUAUCCUUAAUAAGAAGAAGUCAGAAAUUUACAAUACGACUUCAACAUUAAAGUGUGUGAGAUACUCAAGAUAUUUACUCAUGCAUUUACUCUAUUGCUUAUACUAAAAAACAAAAAAACAAAAAAAGGGAAAAAAUGUACUAACCACUGCAAGCUCUUGUCAAUUUUCAGUUUAAUUGUCAUUGCUUGUUGUUUGAAACUGAAAUUAAAUAAUUCUUAUGUUUUCUUUUGAAUUUAUAGGGUUUAGAGUUCUGAAAGCAGCAUGAACGUGUCAGCUAACAUCCUGACAAUAAAUCCCAUCCUUUGCGAUUUGUUUAAAGUAAGCUCUUCACUCAAUCAUAGGGUAGAGCGUAUUUUACAUUUAAAAUAUUUUAAAUUGUUUUUGACUUUUUUCUGUAAAGUAUGUCCAAUCUCUUACCAUUGUUUUUUGUUUUUCAUUUUGUGCAACUUUCCUGAAUUUAGAAAUUGCAUCUUUGCAUUUCUGUUAGGUGCUGUGUAACAGAUCUGACUUAUAUGUGAAAAAAUUUCAUAAAAAAGUCACUCUAAUGCAGUGGUUCUUUUUCACUGAUAUGUGUAUUGUGAAAUCCACAAAACUGUACAAGUGCUGAAUGCUGUAAGGAAUUUAGGUUGUAUGAAUUCUACAACCCUAUAAUAAAUUUUUCCAUAUUCAA